Molecule: messenger RNA, 1233 nt
Organism: Coniophora puteana RWD-64-598 SS2
Lineage: Eukaryota; Fungi; Basidiomycota; Agaricomycetes; Boletales; Coniophoraceae
Exons: 6
Coding region: 1-1233 (410 amino acids)
Source: RefSeq, a predicted model, not a curated record
AUGGCCAAUGUCUACAAGUUUCUUCCCAAUGACCCUUCUCGUGAUUUCAUCGAGCAGGAUCCAGAAUUGGGGACUGAGUUUAUUAAAGGUGUCAAUCUAGCGCGUCGUGGAUACAUGGGCGAGCUGCAGAAAUAUAGAACUACCAUCUUCUCUGGUCCGCUGACAGCCGAAAGGAAGCAGCGUCUGCUUAAGAGGUCAGUUAAGUCGAAGAAAUACAGCCGACAUGCACCAGUUCUCUACCCAGACCCCGAUGCUCCUCACGAACCGGAUUUCCUCAAGUCGAUGCCUGUUGUUGAGACACUGAUUAUUAAGCUCUUUGGCUUCAGCAGUUUGAGUAUUCACUGUAAACCUAGGCCGAAAGGCAAAUCUAAAGGCACCAGCAUCACCAAGAUCACCCCGGAAAUGGUCGCCACAGGAGCAAUCAAUGUUCGAUACCUGCUCACUGAUGACCCGGAGUAUGUCACUCCUGGUGCACCCUCUGGCAUACUGUAUGCUAGCGACAGGGAUGACCUGCUGAAGCUUUUAUAUACAGCAGACCCGAAGUGGGGGGAUGAGGUUAUGGCAUUUUAUAAUCAUCAAAUUGUAGGUAUUCCUCCGAAAUCUGCUAGCUCGGAUGCAGAUAAGCAAGGAGGGACCACUGCUGAAGAAGAGGACAAGGAGGUGGCAUUCUUAGCCGGUCUCAACCAGCACUACAGCGAGGCUGAUGCAUCUUCUCCUCCUGAUCCGUCUGCUGCUGAUCCUGUGGAAAUGAAUGCCCUCGCACAACAGGUUGGAGCACUCGGGCUAUCUCCUCACAUCAACCCAGAUCAAGAACCUGGCAACGUUGCAGUUACCCCUGCACAAGGUCUUUCUACUGCAUCUUCUCAACGUACUGGUCAGCAGCACAAGUUCGUCACUUCUCUGAAAUCUAUCUCGGCUGCAGCUGCAGCUCGAGUGGCAAAUGCUCCUCUGCGCUCCAAGUCGGGUGAUCAGACUGAUGAUGCUACUGACUCGGAUAGUGGAGAAACUAUGGAGGCUACCAUCCAUGUACCCCAGGUGAAAGGGAGAACACUUAGACAAGCUCCUGCUCACGCAGAAAUUGAUUCUGCUACUCCAGUUUCUCAGUUGCGGUCGCUAUCUCAUGGCUUGCUCAGCGCGAACGCGGUGGCUCAGGCACAAGCAGCGCGAGGAAAAGGUGCGGGAGUUGCUCCUAAGACUCCAAGGCAAGCCAUUCGCUCGGGUCGUGACAAUUAG